Messenger RNA from Scomber japonicus (chub mackerel), 1526 nucleotides. RefSeq names its product patatin-like phospholipase domain-containing protein 2. Gene Ontology annotation, molecular function: triacylglycerol lipase activity. The transcript is spliced from 9 exons. Gene Ontology annotation, cellular component: cytoplasm; lipid droplet; membrane. The record is from RefSeq and is a predicted model, not a curated record. The coding region runs from base 108 to 1526 and encodes 472 amino acids. Gene Ontology annotation, biological process: triglyceride catabolic process; lipid homeostasis. NCBI's taxonomy places the organism in Eukaryota, Metazoa, Chordata, Actinopteri, Scombriformes, Scombridae.
CCUCUUUACCUCAGAAAGUAGUGUAACGCACCAGCUGAACUCUCAGAGAUGACUGAACACAUUUUAAAGAUGUGGUUUUGAGUGUGAAUCAACUUUUUUAAUGGUCUAUGGAAACUUCAGAGAAGAUGUUUAACUGGGAUGAGGAGUGGAACAUCUCUUUUGCAGGCUGUGGAUUCAGGAGUGUUUACUACCUGGGAGCUUUGAGCUGUAUCUUUGAGCAGGUCCCACAGUUGGUUCAAGGAGCCUCCAAAAUCUGUGGAGCUUCAUCUGGUUGUCUCGUAGCUGCAGCGUUGACAGUGGGGAUUCCCAUCGAACAAAUCUGUGCUGAUGUUUUAACCAUUGCGAUAGAGGCCAGAAAACACACUCUGGGAGUUUUCCACCCGACUUUCAGUCUGCUGCGGAGUGUACGGGACAAUCUGCUGGAGAAGCUUCCACAAGACGCCCACCUCCGAGCCUCCGGAAAGCUCUGUGUGUCCCUCACCAGAAUCACAGAUGGGAAAAAUGUGUUGGUGUCCGAGUUUGAGAGCAGAGAGGAGCUCAUUCAGGUGUUGCUGUGCAGCUGCUUUUUCCCUGUUUACUGCGGAUUCAUCCCACCUUCAUACCGCGGAGUGCGCUACAUGGACGGAGCUCUGAGCAACAACAUGCCUCUGUUAGAGCAGAGAAACACCAUCACCAUGGCCCCGUUCUCUGGCGAGAGCGACAUCUGCCCCAGAGAGGGUACCUUCAACUUCUUCGAGGUGCACUACGGCGACGUCAGCAUCCAGGUCAACACGGGGAAUGUGCACCGGGUCUGCACGUCCUUCCUCCCACCCAGAAUUGAAAAACUGGCUGAGAUUUGCCACAAUGGCUACAUGGAUGCUCUCCGUUUCCUGAGAGAAAGAGAUCUGCUUGGAACACAGUGUCUUCCUCCCAGUUUGGUGGCGGAGACGGACACAGUGAAGCCUGCUUGUUGUGGGCUGGCGAAGGCAAAGAUGAUGUUGAAUGGACUGAACUCUCCUCAGGAAGAAGAGCAUCGGUGGCUGGACCUGAAAGUCAUAGAGAACCUGCCAGAGAGCUUCAAGAAAGUGCUGUGUGAGGCGUGCAGGGACAGUCAUGCUGGUGAUGGUCGGUGGUCUCAUCGCACCGAGUUCCUUCCAGUCAAAGCUGUUUUGUAUCUGCUGACCCUCCUCACUUUGCCCCUGGAGCUCACCUUCUCACUCACAAAAAGCAUGAUAUUAUCAGGCUGCACAGUGACUUUCAGGCUGCUGAUGCUGACCGCGGAUCUCUUCAGACAGGCUACCAGCAGUUUAUCUACAGAGCAGCACCACAGCAGCGUCUCCCCUGGUUCAGACCUCAGAGACAACAACCAAAACUUUAAAUCGUUGACCUCAACACUCACCUCGAACUCCAAAAGUCUCCAUUUGGAUGAUAACAGUAACCUGGACCUCCUCUCGCUCACCUCGACCUGUUCGAAACUCCUCACUAACACAUCUACCUCUGGACAAACUGACUUAAACCACAGAUGGAAACAGGCACAUCGGUCAUAA